Somion occarium is the source of this 291-nucleotide messenger RNA. The record is from the annotation of a GenBank genome assembly. NCBI's taxonomy places the organism in Eukaryota, Fungi, Basidiomycota, Agaricomycetes, Polyporales, Cerrenaceae.
AUGUCAAUACCAUCACCCUCGGAUCUACCAACUUCCUUGACGCAGAACAUAAGGCAGGCACUGUUUCUAGCGGUAUCCCAAAAGAAAAAGAGCAUAUGUAUGGACGUGACAUAUUUGAGAGAAGUCACCACGAAGCUGUACUAUUCGAAAUCCCAUGAUUUGGGGCUUUCAUAUAAGCAAGGAAGGGUGCCGGCAGCAGCGAAGACUACUAUUUUCGCCUUAUUCAGUGAUACCGAUAUACCACCGGCGCAUUGGACCGCCGAGCACGGUUUUCCCGGUACGAAGACAUAA